UAACGGACGGCUGAGGCUACGUGAAGAGUGGGGCGGCGUGACUGAGCGAGCCUGUUCCUGCUGUGUCCAAGAGGCAUCGCUGCGGUUGAAACCUUUGCGACCGUGAAGGCGGCGGCCAGGCUAGAGAGGCAGGCUGGGUAGAAGUGAGCGCCUCGAGCGCGCCGGGCCGGGUUGUAGCCUCGGGUGCAGGUACAAUGAAAGCCUUCCAUGCAUUCUGUGUUGUCCUUUUGGUGUUUGGGAGUGUCUCUGAAGCCAAGUUUGAUGAUUUUGAGGAUGAGGAAGACAUAGUAGAGUACGAUGAUAAUGACUUUGCUGAAUUUGAGGAUGUCAUGGAAGACUCUAUUACGGAAUCUCCUCAACGGGUGAUAACCACUGAAGAUGAUGAAGAUGAAACCACUGUGGAGUUGGAAGGUCAGGAUGAAAACCAAGAAGGAGAUUUUGAAGAUGCAGAUGCCCAGGAGGGAGAUACUGAGAGUGAGCCGUAUGAUGAUGAAGAAUUUGAAGGUUAUGAAGACAAACCAGACGCUUCUUCUAGCAAAAAUAAAGACCCAAUAACAAUUGUUGAUGUUCCUGCACACCUCCAGAACAGCUGGGAGAGUUAUUAUCUAGAAAUUUUGAUGGUGACUGGUCUGCUUGCCUAUAUUAUGAACUACAUCAUUGGGAAGAAUAAAAAUAGUCGUCUUGCUCAGGCCUGGUUUAAUACUCAUAGAGAACUUUUAGAGAGCAACUUUACCUUAGUGGGUGAUGAUGGAACUAACAAAGAAGCCACAAGUACAGGAAAGUUGAAUCAGGAGAAUGAGCACAUCUAUAACCUGUGGUGUUCAGGUCGAGUGUGCUGUGAAGGCAUGCUUAUCCAGCUGAGGUUCCUCAAGAGACAAGACUUAUUGAAUGUCCUGGCUCGGAUGAUGAGGCCAGUGAGUGAUCAAGUGCAAAUAAAAGUAACCAUGAAUGAUGAAGACAUGGAUACCUAUGUGUUUGCUGUUGGCACACGGAAAGCUUUGGUGCGACUGCAGAAAGAGAUGCAGGAUCUGAGUGAGUUUUGUAGUGAUAAACCUAAGUCUGGAGCAAAGUAUGGACUGCCAGACUCUUUGGCCAUCCUGUCAGAGAUGGGAGAAGUCACAGAUGGAAUGAUGGAUACAAAGAUGGUUCACUUUCUUACACAUUAUGCUGACAAGAUUGAAUCUGUUCAUUUUUCAGACCAGUUCUCUGGUCCAAAAAUUAUGCAAGAGGAAGGUCAGCCUUUAAAGCUACCUGACACUAAAAGGACACUAUUGUUUACAUUUAAUGUGCCUGGCUCAGGUAACACUUACCCAAAGGAUAUGGAGGCUUUGCUACCCCUGAUGAACAUGGUGAUUUAUUCUAUUGAUAAAGCCAAAAAGUUCCGACUCAACAGAGAAGGCAAACAAAAAGCAGAUAAGAACCGUGCACGAGUAGAAGAAAAUUUCUUGAAACUGACACAUGUGCAGAGACAGGAAGCUGCACAGUCUCGGCGUGAGGAGAAGAAAAGAGCAGAGAAGGAGCGAAUCAUGAAUGAGGAAGAUCCGGAGAAACAGCGCAGGCUGGAGGAAGCUGCUUUGAGGCGUGAGCAAAAGAAGUUGGAGAAGAAGCAAAUGAAAAUGAAACAAAUCAAAGUGAAAGCCAUGUAAAAAUCAUCCCAGAGAUCUGAGUCUAAUGCCACCUAUAAGCUCUGAGUUCACAGCAAACAAAAAAAAUAUGAGUCCAUUUCUCAUCUUAAAGUUCACACACUCUUGGUGACUAAGAAUCCUUAUUUUAUCAUCUAUUCUACUCUUGGUUUGGAGUUCUACAGAGGUUGUAGAUACAUUGAAAGGGCUCUGUUUGAGUAAUUUUCUUCCAACUAAUCAAAUUAUUUUAAUUAUUUUAUAAAAAAUAAAAUAUAAAAUAUGUGUAGUUUUAAAAUAUUUUUUAAAUUAUAACAUUAAUCAUCAGUGCUUUUAGUACUCUGAUGUUUGAAGAACUAUCAUGUAAUUUUUAGGUAGAUAAUUAGGUUGUUGCUUUUUUGUUUAAACCAGGCAGUUGAAAUAGCUAUGGAGGCUGACUCUAAACCAAGAUUCCACAAUUAACUAUUGAAACUGCACAAUAAACAUUGCUUGGUGUUUUCUUCUGUGUCUACAUUAAACUUGUGAAAAAGUAAUAUUUAGAACGCUAUGUGGAAUUUCAGGAACUCAAAGCAAUGCAGUAUAUGUUUUGUAGGUGGGAAGUGCUGAUGACAGUAUUAUAGGAAAUCUGUGGGUGUUAGGAUGCUAAUGUGUACAUGGAAGAUUGUAGGGAUAGGUAGUUGAGCACAGUUUUCUCCUGAUACUAUGAGCUGAUAAUGUGAACGCUGAAUUUAAAAUUGCUGUAUGUUUAUUUUUCUUGAGUAACAAAUGCAUGAAAAUUAACUGCUUCACCUAGAUCAGAUCAGCAUCAGAUCAUUGGUCUCUGUGAGGUCACAGAUGUUUUCUUUUUCGUUGCUGCCACAUAUUGGAUGUUCACAGAGAAGCUCUAUCCUCUGUGUAAUGACUGUGUACCUUUACUUCUUCCUCUGCUUUUAUCUCUUCCACAGUUGAGGUUGGGUAUAUUCUUUCAAAGAAAUCGCCAUGGAUAUGCAUAAAUAUGCUUUAAAAAAUGAGCUUUCCUAAACUAUUGAGAGUUCUUUCUGCCUCUUGAAGAAGAAACUCUUGGGGGAGAGGCCCAUAUAUCUGCACAAGUACUUAGCUUGUUCAGAGCUCUGCAUUUUAUAAAUGCUUCCUACUAAGAAAGCAUUUUUUUAAGUCACUUGUACCAGGUAAUUUUUGCUGGGGAUGUGAAAGGGUUGGAGUUUUUUUUUUUGGUGGGAGUGGGUGGUUUUGUUUUUGGUUUGUUUUUUUGUUUUUUUGAUGCUUUAUGUGCAGGUCUGUUUUGAGGCAAUAAUAAUGAGUUGCUGUGAACACAGCAUGUGCUGCCAUCUUUGUAACUACAUGGGAACUUUUCACAUGGGUUUUCUCUAGAUUAAUACAGAAACAUCUAAACUGAGAGAUGCAGAUAGAAUAUUUUUUAACAGUUCACAAAUUUAAAUUAUUAAAGUGACAGAAGUCACACAUAUUACUUUAAUGCUAUAUAAUUCUAGAAUUAGCCUUGUAUUCAAACUUUUAAAGUACAUUUCAGAAAUCAAAGUUGAUAUAUAUAGCUAUCUUUGAGUAAUAUAAGGUUUCUUACAGUCCCACACAUUUGGACCAUAGCAGCUAAUUUUGUAAUUUAAACAUUCAUAUGAAUUAACUAUGAACAUAUAUUAAACUGAUUGACAAAAUCUCA
This is a messenger RNA of Castor canadensis (American beaver), 3291 nucleotides long. RefSeq names its product coiled-coil domain containing 47 (gene Ccdc47). The record is from RefSeq and is a predicted model, not a curated record. Lineage: Eukaryota; Metazoa; Chordata; Mammalia; Rodentia; Castoridae. Gene Ontology annotation, biological process: endoplasmic reticulum calcium ion homeostasis. Gene Ontology annotation, molecular function: calcium ion binding. Gene Ontology annotation, cellular component: endoplasmic reticulum.